Messenger RNA from Cicer arietinum (chickpea), 984 nucleotides. RefSeq lists its product as uncharacterized. The record is from RefSeq and is a predicted model, not a curated record. NCBI's taxonomy places the organism in Eukaryota, Viridiplantae, Streptophyta, Magnoliopsida, Fabales, Fabaceae.
GCUUAAAGCUUAUACAAUUCAAAAAGCUAAGCUUAUUUUUUCAAAAGCAAAAAAAAAAAAAAAAAAACCAUUCAUGGAAGCAGAGGAAAUUUUGAAGCUUUUUGAUAUUUUGUGGUUUGGGCUUCAAAAUUUGAAGGAACAUUCAUGUACUUCAACAUUAACAAAUUCUCAUGAAAACCAAUAUCAUCAAAUUGAAGGGUCAUCUGAAAAAUCAAUGCUUUAUAGCAGAAAAACCAAUCACACAAGGUCCAUGAGUGACCAAUUGAGCUCCAUGACAAGUUUCAAAAAUGAUUCUUAUUCACCAAACUCUGUCCUUUUUGAUCAGCCAAAGCUUCAAACAAUCCACUCAGGAAAAGAUGUAACAAACUACACAGAAACUGAAAACCAAACACCUGAACAGCUUCAUGUUUUGUCUAAGAAGAAUAUGACAAGAAGUGGAAGAAGGAAAAGGGAAAGCAAGAGUUUGUCAGACCUUGAGUUUGAGGAAGUCAAAGGGUUCAUGGAUCUUGGUUUUGUUUUCUCAGAGGAAGAUAAAGAUUCAAACUUGGUUUCAAUCAUACCUGGCUUGCAAAGGUUAGGGAAGAAUGGUGAGGGUGAAGAGGAUUCUUGUGAUGAAUCUGCAAUCCAAAGACCUUACCUCUCUGAAGCAUGGAAGGUUCAGGAAAUGAGAAGGAAAGAGAAGCUUAUGAUGAAUUGGAAAAUUCCUGCUCCUACCAAUGAAGUUGACAUGAAAUAUAGUCUUAAGUGUUGGGCUCACAAUGUUGCUUCUACUGUUAGAUGAUGAAGUUCAUGUGCUUGUAUCUUGAAAUUUUUUACUUUAUUUUGGCUCCCUUCUUUUCCUACUUUUUUUUUAGUUGUUCUAUUUAUCUUCUGCAAUUUUAUGGAAAUUUACAUUCCACAAACAUGUAAAUUGUAAUUUUGGACUAAAAAGAUGGGGAUGCCACUCAGCAUUUUGGAUAUGAUAGUUCAAUAUGGUGUCAGGAA